AUGGACAUAUUCACGUUUGACAGAAAAAACUAUUGCUUAUUGACACGUUGGCUGCUCGGGAUAUGCCUCUUUUCGAUCAAUGGCUUUGCUGGCAAAAUGAAAAUCGUCGAAGAGCCAAAUACUUUCGGUUUGAACAACCCCUUCAUGACUCCGAGGGACCGACUUCAGCCCAGGACAAGUCCUUCUCCAGUGUCUGGUCCUCAACAUCUUCAGCAGUUGGCAGGAAAAUGCUUCAGUCUGAUAGAAACAACGUACAAAUAUGAGUUCUGUCCAUUUCACAACAUCACGCAGCACGAGCAGACGUUCAGCCUUAACGCCUACAGCGGGAUACUGGGGAUUUGGCAUGAGUGGGAAAUCAUCAAUAAUUCAUUUACAGGGAUGUGGAUGAGAGAAGGCGAUGAAUGUUGGACAGCAAACAGAGAAACAAAGGUGAUUUUUGUUUGUGGGUUAAGUAAUAAGGUGGCUCAGGUUUCAGAGCCAACCACUUGUAUGUAUUCUUUGACUUUUGAGACGCCGCUCGUCUGUCAUCCUCACUCUCUUUUAGUGUAUCCAACUUUGACCGAGGAACAACAAAAAGAAUGGGACGAAGCAGAACAAGCUCGAUAUGAAGAACUUGUUACGGAGCAGGGAUACAAUAACUUGUUAAAAGAUAUUUUUGAAGAUGCAGGUCUGUUUAAGAGUCACAAAGUGAAUGUGGAGGAAACUAAAGCCUUAUCCAGUUCAGACACCGACAGCUCCUUGCAAAAAUGCAGACAGGAUACCAAAAAACAAACGGAGGAGAUUCAACGAUUGCAAGCUCUCCUCACACAACACAAUAUUCCUUUUCAUCCACAACAAACAGCUGCAAUAAAUCAAGAAAGCGAAAAAGAGAAUCAUCUUAGAGGAGACACCGGCACAGUCAACCCACUAUAA
Knipowitschia caucasica is the source of this 912-nucleotide messenger RNA. The record is from the annotation of a GenBank genome assembly. Lineage: Eukaryota; Metazoa; Chordata; Actinopteri; Gobiiformes; Gobiidae.